Messenger RNA from Nerophis ophidion (straightnose pipefish), 2903 nucleotides. Its product is annotated as zymogen granule membrane protein 16-like. NCBI's taxonomy places the organism in Eukaryota, Metazoa, Chordata, Actinopteri, Syngnathiformes, Syngnathidae. The coding region runs from base 194 to 721 and encodes 175 amino acids. The transcript is spliced from 6 exons. The record is from RefSeq and is a predicted model, not a curated record.
GGAAUGUUAGGGUUAAAUGUGUGUGUCUGUGUCUGUUUGAGCGACAUGAGGGAGGGAGUUCCGGGCUUCAUAAGGGACGUUGUCGCCUCACUUUGCUUACACAGGUUGAUCUUCUCUUCACACAACAAGUCGGAGGUUCACUAAGGUUAUGUUCAAUGAUUGGUUUUAGAGCUGACUAAUUACAACCGCCGCAAUGAUUGUGCACCUGUUCCUGUGCAUGCUCUGUACAACUUGCCUGGCACAACUACCAUUCCAGGACCAUUACUCUUUCUCCCCAACGGUUGGAAGUGGUAGUGGAACGUCAUUUGCGACACAAGGAACCGGUAGAAUCACAGCAGUUCGGGUUUGGGAGCUAAAUUCCGCUUACAUCGUUGGACUUCAAUUGCGCUAUGACUAUAUUUGGACUAAUCAAAUCGGCCGAACAGUUGGCCAACCACUGGAAAUGAUACUGCACCCAGGAGAAAAAAUUAUUCAGGUGUCUGGUAAAUACUUCACCUCCAACUUCAUCUAUCAGCUGAUAUUUGUGACCAGCACAGGCCGCAGUUUGAUCGCUGGCCAGCCUACACAGACCUCCUUUAACUUUUACCCCACUUACCCGGAUGCCGAGCUCCGAAUCCUGAGUGGCCGUUUCAACGGGGCUGGAAUCACUGGACUGGGAGCUCAUUGGGGAUUGAUCAACCCAGAUGGAGCGGUGAACCCAAAUAGCACUUCCACGGGCUAAAGGCAUGCCAGCUUCAUAGUUUAGUCUUGAUGAAUUACAGAAGCUUCAAAAAUAUUUACUUACUCUUCAAUGAACAUUUUACUAUGGAUAUUUGAUAUAAAAUAUGUAUAUUGGAACAAAUCAUUAAAUGAUUCCCAAUGAUUGUCAAGAUUAACCCAAGAAGGGUUAGCUUAUAAUUUUUGGUAUUUUCGUUGGUCAUAAUUUAAUUACCGUAUCUUACUGUAUAUUUUGUGUUAUCAUUAUUAACCUCUUUCACGCUGCAUUUUUAUCAACAAUAAUUAUUAAUUUAAAGGAAAAUAAAUUGUAUCUUUGAGCAAUUUAAUUAGCUUAUCAUUUGAUUUUUAUACUGGUUUCCUGCACUUCAAACGCUUUGUUGAUGGUGUCUACGCUCAUAUGUGGCAUGGUUAUACAGGUUUAACUGGAAUAAGCAUUGACCUCUUACAGUAACAGAACAAAUUAUUCUAAAAAGGGAGCAAAAAAAAUACAUCAGACCACUGCUCUUGCUUUGUUGUCUUUUCAGUCACAGGAGCUGAGGCAGAUAUGCCAAACAAUGUGAAAAAGUUAACAAAAGGAAGAAUUGAAUCUGACAGUUGGUGAUGACAAAUUAAGAUACACUGUACACACACUGUGUAUAAAGCCCUUUAAAAAAACAGAAACACCGGCAAAAAUAAUCAAUUUACAUGUUAUGACCUGCGUAUUAACAUUGUUAUAAUAAAAGAUAACAGAGAUAAACUACUUUUAGCAGCGCCUUGAUCACAAAGCGGUAACUAGCUUCUGCAGUUAUUAACAUACUGAGCUGGCAAGCUGCUGCAUCGCCUCUGGGUUUGUAAAAGUUUGUGCAAAAUUAUAAAUCAUGCCUCUCAAGUGUAAAAUAGAAGGUUGUGGUCAUAAGCUGACAACUUGAAAAUCAAUUUAGGACUGUAGACUUCGCAAGGAAGACUUGAGAAGGCGCUUGUUUUCUCCCACAAUUAUGUUUUUUUACCUACAGAGUGAGGACUAUGAUUAAUAAUUAUCGCCUCCCCGCUCUAAAGGUUUAUUGUAGAUCACAAAUCUUACAUCUCACCUGGAUAGAAGAAGGCUGAGGAUGUAUUUAGACCCGUAGCCAAUUUAUACCCGGAAAAAGCUAGAACGACACGAAAAGACGCUUAGCUCCACUUCCUUGUUCUUUGCGAGGAUUAUAAAUAAUUCUUCAUCUAAAUGAGAAUAUAACAACAUUCUAUCAUUUGCCAUCCCAAUGACAGCAGACAUUGUACAGUAAGUGAUGUUAUAUCAUGUUUGUUGGCUCUCAUACAGUUCGCAGUAAGUAGUAAUCUGCUACAGUGUUGAAAAAAAAAGCAAACGCUGUGAUGAGUUUUUAAAAUAAUGUGCCGCGUAUGCUUACAAUUAUCAAAAUAUGUAAAUAUUUAUCCAUCCAUCCAUUUUCGACCGCUUAUUCCCUUUUAGGGUCGCGGGGGACGCUGGCGCCUAUCUCAGCUACAAUCGGGCGGAAGGCAGCGUACACCCUGGACAAGUCGCCACCUCAUUGUAGGGCCUGUAAAUAUGUAUUGUUAUUAUACAUUUGCCCAUUACUAGAUUACAUAUAUACUUAUGUCAUUUAUAUAAAACCUAAAUGAAGGUGUUUUAUUGUUUUUUAAGGGCUUUAUAGGCAGAAUAGAGCAGCUCCCAUAGGUUCCAUUAUAAGCAGAAUUUUGAUCCCACGUAUUUUAAUAUUUAGAAUGCAGUAAAAAAAAUAAAAAAAUCAUCUGUUGUCUUGUCAUUCAUAAUGAUUGUGAACAAUAGGCAAAAUUCCACCCCCAAAAUGUCCACUUCCCCUUUAACAAAAUGUUAUCUUUACAUAAACGGAUAUAGAUCAAACUGAACAUAUUUAAAGUAAACAUACUUUCCUAACUGUGGAACAGAGUCAACAAGAUAGUGUGUAUAUAUGGAACGAAAUGGCCCCAAUGAGGGUCCAUUACUAUUUACUGUCAUUUAGCCCUACAACUCCCCCAGGGGGUCCCCCAUGCCCUACUGUAUUAAUUAAGUGUGCCUUUUCUUUGGCCCACCCCAUGAUGUUAUUAAUUUUCUCUGCUUAGAAUAAAUAAAAAUGGCGUCUAUCGAUAACACACAUGUCAUUGUUUUUAUGUCAAGAUGAUUGGGAACGGUUUAUAAUAGUUAUGUGCAAUAAAACGUUUCAUGAACUCAA